Messenger RNA from Mesorhabditis spiculigera, 1263 nucleotides. Lineage: Eukaryota; Metazoa; Nematoda; Chromadorea; Rhabditida; Rhabditidae. The record is from the annotation of a GenBank genome assembly.
AUGAUCGACCGGCAGCGGCUCGGCCAAGUUUUCCUAGCGCUUCAGAUUUUUAUUCUCGAAGUAGUGGCCAAUGAAGAUAGCAUUUACACCCAGCCGGCCGAGCUGAUGCUAGCCGGAAAGCAACCCGAUUCGAUGUAUCCCUAUCAGAUGUCGUUGACGAGGAGUAAGCGGCAGUGCUGCAGCAUGUGCAAUAUGGGGGCCGGGGAUUGCGGGUGCGGCGGUUGCCCAAUGAUGUCGCGUCAAAUUGUGGCAAGCCCAGAGCCCGUCUGUCCGGCCAGAUGCAUGCCAAUGUGCACAUCGGCUUGCGUGAUGGGAAUUGAUCCGUCCAACUCGUGCAUCGCCCGUUGCAUGCCCGACUGCUCACCCAGCUGCAUCACCGCACCGGCAGCGUCGUGCAUCCAGGCGUGUAUGCCGUCGUGUAAUGCGGCUUGUAUCCGAGUCUCCGAACAAACCUGUAUCCAGCCAUGUAUGCCCCAGUGCUCCCCACAGUGCGUCCAGGCGCUGCAAGUAAAGACAAACUCCUGCGUACAACCUUGCAUGCCAAGCUGUAACGCCCAGUGCGUUCAAGCCGUUACUUGCAGUACCUGCACCAACAAUUGCCCUUCGUCGUGCACCCAGUUGACCUGUAUCCCCGAGUGUAUGCCAAGGUGCUUGCCACAAUGUCUACAACAAAUCAGCGUGGUACCCACCAGCACCUGUGAUUCGGCUUGUAUGCCGAGCUGCUCGAGGACCUGCGUCCAGAUGAUCGGCCAGUGUCCGCAGCAGUGUAGGCCGAUGUGCACGUCGGCUUGCGUUAAUGCGGUGCCAAUCCGGGCCACGUGCGUCGAGCCUUGUAUGCCGUCGUGCAACCCGAUUUGCGUCCAGCAAUUCUCCUACCAACACUCUCCAGUAGUAGCCGCCGCGCCGGCCGUCUGCAUCGACCGGUGCAUGCCGGACUGUAGGGCCACCUGUAUUUCCGAGGGUCCACUGGAAUACCCCGUUCCGGUGGUGACCAACGCCCUGGGCGAGUCGAUCGAGCCCGUGACGAUGGGUCCCGAUUAUGACUUGGUAGUGCUUAAUGCGACCUGUGCCCCCGAGUGCAUGCCCGUCUGUGCCCCGGCCUGCAUCGCCCGAUAUACGCUCUCGAUCCCCGCCACGCAAGGCUCCUGUGCGCAGAGCUGUAUGCCAAUGUGUCUGCCUAGCUGCACCCAGAAUCUCCUCGGUGGUAUUUCGCUGAAGAAGCGCAAGGAAGAGAAGAAGGACCCGGAAUCGAAGAAAACUGUC